Messenger RNA from Closterium sp. NIES-67, 2501 nucleotides. NCBI's taxonomy places the organism in Eukaryota, Viridiplantae, Streptophyta, Zygnematophyceae, Desmidiales, Closteriaceae. The record is from the annotation of a GenBank genome assembly.
UCAUUUUCGACCUCCGAGCUGAGUUGAAAGCUAGCAGGCAUGCCCCUGGGGAGGGCAUCUCUCCCCCCUCCCCUAGGAUCCUGAGCUUCUCUAGUGGCACUAUGUCGGCCCUCGAAAUGCUCAUGUGGAUGCGCUCUGCAACACCGCCUCAGUCGUAUGCUAGACCUCAUGCUGUGCCAGCCCCACCCGCUCCACCCGCUCCACCUGCUCCGCCGGCUCCUCCUGCACCACCGGCACCUCCAGCCCCUCCCGCUCCGCCUGCUCCUCCUGUCGUUCUUCCCGGCUUCGACAACGUCUUCGACAACGCCUCCGAGCCUGGCCUAUCCCCGCCUAACCCCGAGCGCAACGACGACGCCGAACAUCCGCUGGGCUAUCCUCUCCCUUGAUUCCCCGCGGAUGUCGUGUACGACGAUGUCCAAGAGGAACAAACCCGCGACUCGCGCACGCCUGAUUCUCGGCACCGCGUCACGAAACAUAAACGCACCUCCCGCACGAUGGCGGAGAAGCUCGAGUGGCUCGUCAAGAUGCACGACGAGAACCUCUCCAUUCGCGCUACUGCCCGCAUGGCUGGUGUUGAACCUAUCAGCGUCCGCCGAUGGAAGAAAGCCGAGAAGCAGCGGCUGCUGGCUGCAGGCGUCGACUCGCUGGCGGUGGGCGGCUGGCGAAGUAUCCUGACAUGGAGUAUGUCGUCUACAAGCGCUUCCUGUCCUAUCGCAGUCGCGGUCUUGCUGUCCCCAUUUGUCUCCUGCAGGAAUGGAGCCGCACGUACAUGAAGAAUCACCAUCCGGGCGCCGACUGGCGGGAUUCCUCCCGCUGGACAUUCCGUUUCCGUGCACGUUGGGGCCUGACAAUUCGAGUGAAGACAAAGAUCGGCCAGCGAUUGACGAAAGAUUGCAAGCCGAGAAGCGAGAGCAUGUGGGCUUUCAUCCGCAAGCAUAUGGUCGAGGGUGGCAUCGACCCAUGGAACAUGGUGAAUGCGGAUCAGACGCCCGUGUUCCUAGAGAUGCUCUACGAGCGGACUCUUCACCACCGCGGCGAGCGCACCGUGCAGGUUAGGAGUGCGGGCUAUGAAAAGGAGCACCUCACUGUCAUGCUGGCAUAGACGGCCACUGGAUUGAAGCUCCUACCGAUGGUCAUUCUCAAGAGGAAGACUAUCCCGAACGUUCGCGCCCCCCCAGGUGAAGAGUCGAGCUACCAUUUCCCCUUCUGUCGUUUGGCCACUAACUAUCAAUCCCCCCCUCCCUGCAGGUAUCGUCAUCUGCACGCAGGAGAAAGGCUGGAUGGAUUCCAACCUCGUGGAGGACUGGGUGCAGCACGUCCUCCUCCCCUUCAUCCGCCCCCCUGCAGGUGUUGCGAGGUCCAAGACCUUGCUGGUCUUGGACUCAUACCGCGGGCACCUCACGGACACGGUGCGUGGGCUUCUCAGGUGGCACCGCAUCACGCCGGCCAUCAUCCCGGGCGGCUGCGCUCCCCUGCUGCAGCCGCUCGACGUCUGCGUCAACCGCUCGUUCAAGGCGGGCGUGAGGACGCAUUACAAUGGAUGGUUCGUAGAUGAGGGCAUCGAGUUCUUAACGACGGCGGGCAGCCUGAGGAAGCCCCCGCUCGAGCUUGUCCUCAGGUGGAUCGCAGCCGCCUGGGAGGCGGUCCCCGAAGACAUCAUCAUCAAGAGCUUCAAGACGUGUGGCAUCAGCAAUGCCACGGACGGCACAGAAGACCACCUCAUCCUAGCUCAUAUGCAAGAUGGGGCACAGGUGGAGGUCCAUGAUGACGUGCACGCCGCCGGCGACGUGGAGGAGUGGAUCAACCCCCUCUACGUGACCGGCGACUAGGAGGACGAGGAGGCAACUGCUGCAAUGGCUGACUCGGAUGACGAGGGCGAGGAGUUCAGCGCCCCUGCAGAGACUGCCUCCACGGAGGAGGCGACGGCCGUGGAGAGCUCUGGGUAAAUGGGCCCCGCAAGGCACCUGCAGCUGGCGCAACACUAAUGUCGCUAGCACAAGCACCAGUGGCAGUGGUAAACUUUGGACGCAGCAGCAGUAGCGGUUGUGGUACCAGCAGUAACGAAAGUGGCAUCGGCAGCAUCAGCCUUGGCAGCAGCAGCAGUGGCAGCACCAGCCUUGGCAGAAUCAACAGUGGCAGCACCAGCCUUGGUAGCAUCAGCAAUGGCAGCUCCAACAUCAACAUCGGCAGCGACAGCGAUGGCAGCACCAGCAUCAGCAUGGGCAGCAACAGCGGUGGCAGCACUUCGGCAGCAGAAGCUGCAAAAGCAGCAACAGGAGCAUCACUAGCAUGAGCAAUAUUAGCACCUCCAUAUCAACUGCAGCAAUACAGUAGGUAGCAGCAGCAGCAGUACGGUAGUAGUUGAGCUUGGAAGUGCAGUAUGUAGGCUAGAGUUCUGUACAUCACAGUAGAGAUGCGUUCUCUUACUAAGUGCUUAGUCUUUUGACUUCUGAUCCCUGAUUUCAUGUGCCGUUUCAUUUCAAUAAAGACUUAGGCAGUAG